AUGUCAAAAGCAGUCUUUCUCUCCCGAACGGAGGGUAAACCCGGGCAGGUUUACUAUCCCCUCUCCGUUCAAAACCUACCCCUGCCGACACCGGAGGGUCGCGAGUUACUGGUGAAACUCACCGCGGCGUCGCUGAACCAUCGUGAUGUCUUCCUGCGCCAGCAUCUUUACCCCGGUAUUACAUUCGACGUUCCUCUGGGGGCAGAUGGUGUUGGCGUGGUCGUCGGUGCUGGUCCCGCGGUGUCGAACCCAGAGCGGUGGCAGGGCAAGCGGGUGAUACUGAACCCGGGAACGGGUUGGAAGGACUCGCCUGAUGGACCGGAAGACCCCAAGGGCUAUCGGAUCAUGGGCGGUACUAAGCUCUACAAUAAGGGAACCAUGCAGGACUACCUCACCAUCGACGAGUCCGAGGUCGAAGAAGCCCCCGAGCACUUGUCCGAUGCGGAGGCCGCUGCUUUGCCCUUGACGGGAUUGACCGCAUGGAGAGCCUUGGUGGUCAAGGCGGGCGAGAGAAACUCGGGCAAGGGUGCUGCGGUUUUGCUUACUGGUAUUGGAGGGGGUGUUGCACUGAUGGCACUUCGGUUCGCCGUGGCCAAGGGCGCAGAUGUCUACGUGACAAGCUCCAGCCAGGAGAAGAUUCAGAAGGCAAUCGAAUUAGGUGCAAAGGGUGGUGUAAACUACAAGGAAGAAGCCUGGGAGAAGAAGCUCCUUACGAUGCUCCCCCCGGGAAAGAAGGCUUUCGAUGCUAUUAUUGAUGGCGCCGGUGGCGAUUCGGUUGAGAAGGCGGUCAAAUUGCUCAAGGCUGGCGGUGUGCUCUCGGUUUAUGGAAUGACUGUCUCUCCCAAGAUGCCUUUCUUGAUGCAAGCUGUCUUGAAGAACAUUGACGUCCGUGGCUCGACUAUGGGUUCCCGCAAGGAAUUCGAAGAGAUGGUUGAGUUCGUCAGAGCAAACAAGAUCCACCCGGUGAUCUCGCGCGUUCUGCAGACCGAGCUGGGUGACAUCGCCGGGCUCGACGGGCUAUUCCAGGAUAUGAAGGAAGGCAAGCAGUUCGGGAAGUUGGUCGUCGAAUUCGGGAAGGCUUCGGGAUGCAAAUUUCCGCCGGGUCGCGCUUUCCUUGGAACUCAUCCUACCAGGCCGCUAGAUCGACCUAUCUUUGUUUUAAUCACGAAGCUUCGGCGUCCUGGGGUCCCGGAGAUGAGUGACGAUAUCGUGCAGUUAUACGGGCCUGGUCUAUCCUUUUAUCUGGCUCACGGAAAGUCUUUAGCACGAAUUACUACGCCCGUGGGAUCGUCCGGCAUGUCACUUAGGGAUGUUGCUGAUUCCACUGUGAUGAGGUCGAAGAGGUCAAUCGGCAUCCGGGAUGGAAGCAACACAGACAUACGAACCUCGAACGCCUGCCAGAGAUACUCAGCUACUCUGAAGGCAUUGCAUGCCAGCAAUGGACUACUAGAAAGCAGAGCAAAAAAUCUAAGCGAUAAUCUUGUUGGGCUCGAGCUAGACGUCAUGAGAGUCCAAAGCCACAUAGCCUCUCACGGGGAGCUUCUGAUGACAUGGCAAGCCGAUAUCCUUACGCGUCUCGUCGAGGUUGUGUACAAACGGAGUGAGUGGAAGAUGCCAGGAGGUAUCACUGCCAGUUCUCAUGAGGGCAUGGAUGAAGCGAGAGUCACUCUGCUGUAUAGGACUGCGGCGCGGAAGAUCAAAAAGGAGACGUUGAGGAGGAAUUUCGGUCUUUCGGUGCAAUACUAUCUUGCCCUGCAAAGGUAUGAUGAGAUUGUCUGCUUUCGAAGCAUCAAUCGGACUCGUUCAGAGUGCACGUUCGCUCGAUGGUUAAUGUCGCAAAAGGAGACUCACGGUCAAAUCGGUUUGUUCAAUUUCUGGGCCAGAUUGUUUCCCUUAUGCUACGGUCGGACCGUGAAAGAAACAUCAGAGAUGUUCUGA
This is a messenger RNA of Aspergillus nomiae NRRL 13137, 1938 nucleotides long. RefSeq lists its product as uncharacterized. The transcript is spliced from 5 exons. The record is from RefSeq and is a predicted model, not a curated record. Gene Ontology annotation, molecular function: oxidoreductase activity. Bases 1 to 1938 code for a protein of 645 amino acids. NCBI's taxonomy places the organism in Eukaryota, Fungi, Ascomycota, Eurotiomycetes, Eurotiales, Aspergillaceae.